ACUAUUAAUCUAUACCCUAAACAAAUACUUAAAAUAAAGGCAAAAGGCCCAAAAAGGACUUAAUUUGAUUUGAAAAUAAGUUUAGGAGUUAGGUUGUCGAGGGUGAACAAAUUCAGGACUAAGAUUGUGUUUUUUCCAUUUCCACUAGUUCUACAGAAACUCGUCUUCCUUUCCUAAACCUUGAAGACGACUCGUCUCUUUCAUCAGUGUUAGAGAGAAAAAGAGAAUGGAAACCCCAGGAGAAUGGUUGGAGAAGGCGUUGGUGGAUUUGUGCAAGAGGGUGGAGACGGGAUUGGUUUUGGAUGGAGAAAUCAUCUCCGGUUUAGUCUCCUACUGCGAGCUCGCUCAGCCCCUUGAUGCCAAGGAAUAUCUUGACAAUAUUAUUGGCCAGGAAGCAGGAAAAAGUGUAACCGAAGAGUACUUGCAGCGGAGAGGUCACUUAGAUCCCUCCAGUAGCAUGACUGACAUUCCAACUUUAAAACUACAACCCUAUGUCAAACCUCCUUCAAGUGAAGGUUCUUUAAAUGGAACCAAGAAGUUAUUUAAAACUUCAAAAGAGAUUUCAGGCUAUGGUUAUCAACCUGAAUUGAAACAAGUCACACUCCCGGGUUAUCAGACUGAACCAAAAAAGAAUGCUGUUUCUAGUAAUCAAGAAAAUUGGCCCCCAACUGAGACCAGUGAAUCAAGUACCAACACACAUAAAGGAAAUCAGAGCAAGCCUAAGAAGAAGAAAGCUGGCAAAGUUGUUUCACUUGCUGAGGCUACCAGAGGGUCAAUAGUAUUCCAGCAGGGGAAACCAUGCUCUUGCCAAGCCCGCCGGCACCAACUGGUAAGCAAUUGUUUAUCUUGUGGUAAGAUAGUCUGUGAGCAAGAGGGGGAAGGGCCUUGCAAUUUCUGCGGUGCUCUUGUUCUGAAAGAAGGAAGUACAUAUGCUGGCUUACAAGCAAGCUUGACUCCUUUGUCAGAUGCUGAAGCAGCAGCUGAAGCUUAUGCUAAAAGGCUUGUUGAAUAUGACAGAAACUCUGCAGCACGUACUACAGUUAUUGAUGACCAAAGCGAUUAUUAUGAGAUUGAGGGUAACAGCUGGCUUUCGAAAGAGGAAAAGGAACUUCUAAAGAAGAAACAAGAGGAAAUGGAAGAAGCUGAGCGUGCCAAACGAAGUAAAGUGAUUGUGACUUUUGAUUUGGUUGGCCGCAAGGUCCUGUUGAAUGAAGAUGAGGUUUCAGAACUAGAAUCCAAGAACAGUAUAUUACUAAGACCAACUGAUGAAAGAGAAGUGAACCGAAUUAAACCAAAUCCAACUCUCAAAGUGCAACCAGUUUUUGUGAAUCCAGGCCCGUUGAAUAAGAAGCCUUCUAAGGAUGGCCAACCAAGUAAGAGCAUCUCCAAUGGCCUGUGCUUGGAGAUCACUGGAAGGGUGCAGCAUGACAGCAAUGAGUCGAAACAUUUUAUGACAAACAAGGAGGUUGGGAUGACUUCAGAGAGUACAUCUUGGCAAGGGCCAUCAGUAAAUGCCAGUCUGCAAGACAAUGAUAAUGUUGAAUGUUCUUUAGAUUACCAUUAGAUUCAACAUCCAACCCACCAUGAAUUUUGGUUCUCUCUUCCAUUUGGGCAUCAACCAAUUUGCCAGAACACAAUUUUCUGGCAUGAAUCACAAAGAUGACCUUGUUUCCUGCUUUGCUUGGAAAACAAAGUAAAUAAAGCACUGCUGUGUUUCUUUUUCCUGAAUAUCAUGUUAUAUACAGGGUGAUCUUACUUAAUGGUUCAUUUAGGUUUCUAUGCAAAAUUUGAGAGAGAUGGGUGAGUUGAAUGACUCCAGAUGUACAGUUUCUGUAUUAAUUCUGUUCUCUCCAGUCCAGAUUCAACAUUUCAUUUGGAAUUAACAAGCAUUUUCAACGAUCAAUCUUGGAUUCGAGAGUUUAAACUCUUAUAGUUCUGCUGUAUGAGGAAUUGGAGAGGUUGACUGGAGCUGCCUUGGAUGAUGUCUUUUUGUUCAUGAGUUUCAUUCUCACGAAAGGGCGGUUUGGUAUAGCGGUUUUAGAGAUAGUAAUUAAUAGUUUCAGACUAA
Molecule: messenger RNA, 2068 nt
Organism: Rubroshorea leprosula
Lineage: Eukaryota; Viridiplantae; Streptophyta; Magnoliopsida; Malvales; Dipterocarpaceae
Source: the annotation of a GenBank genome assembly